CUCUACCCAGCAUUCCUCGGGAGCGCGGAGGACAGAAAAAGACGGAGCACCGAGGAAGAGGAUGCGGCUGGAUAUGCAGUCGGAGCAUCACACGCCUCCGACGGACACAGAGAUGCACGCGGAGGAGGUUUAAGCAGCCGCUCUCUCUGCCUCUGUCCCAGCCUCAGACAUGGAUUACACGGUCGUCUUUGCCGCCUUGGAGCGAGUGUGUGAGGACAACAUCUCCGUCUUGAGUGGCCCCUCCGACUCGCCGUAUGGCCCGGCCACCGACCGCCUGGUGGCCUGCAUGAAGGAGAUCCAGGAACACGGCCGAGCCCUGGAGCCGGUGGUGGCCAGCUUCACCGCCGUCUACCACCACUACGACCUCGACGAGCAAACGCCCGGCAACGGCUACCGCACCCUGGUGAAGAUCCUUCACUCCUGCCUUCUGUACAUCAUACACAAGGGCCGCUACGUGGCCUCCAACUACAGCGGGGCCUUCUUCCGGGCCGAGCACAAUGCCUCGGAGCUGGAGGCGUACUGCGGCGCCCUGUGCCAGCUGAGGGCGAUGCUGCACCUGGCCCAGGGGCUCCUCGGCAGCAACGAGCACGGCCAGCUGUUCGCCAUGCAGGACGGCGAGCUGAGCCACAGGUUCGUGCAGGAGUACAACUCCAUGCACAAGGCCUGCUUCUACGGCCGCUGCCUGGGCUUCCAGUUCUCGCCGGCCCUCCGUCCGUUCUUCCAGACCAUCGUCAUCAGCAUGGUUUCAUACGGUGAGACGUACGGGAAGCAGGAGACGGGGGUCGGUAUGGCAGCCCUCUCUCUCCUCACAUCAGGGAAGUACGUCAUGGACCCGGAGCUCAGGGGGGCCGAGUUCGAGCGCAUCACCCAGAACCUGGACCUGCAGUUCUGGAAGUCCUUCUGGAACGUCACAGAGUCUGACAUUUUAUCAGGCUUCACCAAGCUGGCCUCCACCCCCGUGCAGGUGAACUUCACCCUGACCGUGCCUCCGGUUACCCUGCGCCUCCCGCUCGCCUCGGACCCACGGCUGUCCACCACCGUGUCGCCCCCCGUGGCCCACUGGGGCCCCGGACCCGUCCUCAUGAGACUGGUCUCCUACGAGCUCCGAGAGGGACAGGACAGUGAAGAGCUGCUAGCGUUUUCUCGCGGCGACCCCGGCCCCGUGGCGACACCCCGUCUCCCGUGGCGACAGAAGCAGCCUCGCUCCCCCUGGCUGCUCAUCCAUUUCCACGGAGGCGGCUUCGUGGCCCAGACGUCCCGGUCCCACGAGCAUUACCUCCGGAGCUGGUCCAAGGAGCUCGGCGUUCCCAUCCUCUCCGUCGACUACUCGCUGUCACCCGAGGCUCCUUUUCCCCGAGCUCUGGAGGAGUGUUUCUACGCCUACAGCUGGGCGCUGAACAACUGUCACCUGCUGGGCUCCACUGCAGAGCGGGUCUGUCUGGCCGGGGACAGCGCCGGAGGAAACCUCUGCAUCACAGUCUCCAUGAGGGCCUUGGCCUACGGGAUCCGGGUCCCCGACGGCAUCAUGGCCGCCUACCCCGCCACCCUGCUCACCACCGACGCCUCGCCCGCCCGCCUGCUCACCCUCAUCGACCCCCUGCUGCCCUUAAGUGUCCUGGCCAAGUGCCUCAGCGCCUAUGCAGGAGACGACUUCCAGACGCUGCAGCCGGUGCGGAGGCAUGGCAGCCUGAGCGCUCUGGGCAGAGACACGGCCAUGCUGCUCGGCGACCUCACCCAGGGGGCCUCCAGCUGGCUCCAGUCCUUCCUGGACCCCAGCCGGGUCCCCAGCCGGGUCCGGCGGGGCACCAGGUCCCUGAGCGAGUCCUGCGCGGCGUCCGCCGGCACCGCGGCGGCAGACUCUGAGGACCAGAUCCACUACCCGGACGGCUUCAGGCCCCUGCGCUCCGAGUCCCCGGCGUUCGUCCGGCCCACGCCGUCCCCGGUGGUCCGGAACCCGUUCGUGUCGCCCCUGCUGGCCCCGGCCAGCCUGCUGAGAGGCCUGCCGCCAGUUCACAUCGUGGCCCCGGCGCUGGACGCCCUGCUGGACGACUCGGUCAUGUUCGCCAAGAAGCUGCGGGCGCUGGGCCAGCCGGUGACGCUGACGGUGGUGGAGGACCUGCCGCACGGCUUCCUCAGCCUGGCGCAGAUCUGCAGGGAGACGCAGUCGGCCGUCGACGUCUGCAUGGAGCGGAUGAGGGAGGUCUUCCAGUCAGGGGACCCCCCGGGACCGGGUCCCAACGGACCGAGUCCCACCCGACCGGGUCCCACCGGACCGAGUCCCACCCGACCGGGUCCUAACGGACCGGGUCCCAACAGAUCGGGUCCCAUCAGACCGUAA
This is a messenger RNA of Cololabis saira (Pacific saury), 2338 nucleotides long. Its product is annotated as hormone-sensitive lipase-like. The transcript has 11 exons. Gene Ontology annotation, biological process: cholesterol metabolic process; triglyceride catabolic process. Gene Ontology annotation, molecular function: triacylglycerol lipase activity; sterol ester esterase activity. The coding region runs from base 170 to 2338 and encodes 722 amino acids. The record is from RefSeq and is a predicted model, not a curated record. NCBI's taxonomy places the organism in Eukaryota, Metazoa, Chordata, Actinopteri, Beloniformes, Belonidae. Gene Ontology annotation, cellular component: cytosol.